ACGAAACCUAAAUAAAGAGGAGGAAACUUAAACCUAAACGACUUCCCUGGUUCAACACACUGCGCUUCGGAGAUUACGAGGCACUGAGCUGUCGGAGGUUCUCUGCGCUUUUAUCUUUGAAAGUGUCCAUCAUCAGUCACCAUGAGCACCCUGAACCAGCAGUACGAGGAGAAGGUGCGUCCCUGCAUCGACCUGAUCGACUCCCUGCGCUCCCUGGGAGUGGAGAAGGACCUGGCGCUGCCUGCCAUCGCCGUCAUCGGAGACCAGAGCUCGGGGAAGAGCUCCGUGCUGGAGGCGCUGUCGGGGGUGGCUCUGCCCAGAGGAAGCGGCAUUGUUACAAGAUGUCCUCUCGAACUGAAAAUGAAAAGACGGAAAGAAGGACAGGAGUGGUAUGGAAAAAUAAGCUACCAAGAACAUGAAGAAGAGAUUGAUGACCCAGCAACUGUGGAGAAGAAAAUUAGAGAAGCCCAGGAUGAAAUGGCUGGGGUUGGGGUGGGCAUUAGCGAUGACCUUAUCAGUCUGGAGAUCGCCUCCCCUGAUGUUCCAGACCUGACACUCAUCGACCUGCCCGGUAUCGCCAGGGUGGCUGUGAAGGGACAGCCGGAGAACAUCGGAGACCAAAUAAAAAGACUGAUACAGAAGUUUAUCACCAAACAAGAAACAAUCAGCUUGGUGGUGGUUCCAUCCAAUGUGGACAUUGCAACUACAGAAGCCUUGAAGAUGGCACAGCAGGUGGAUCCUGAAGGAGAGAGGACUCUGGGUAUCUUGACCAAGCCUGACCUGGUGGAUAAAGGCACAGAAGAGACAGUAGUUGAAAUUGUCCACAAUGAGGUCAUCCAACUAAACAAGGGCUACAUGAUCGUCAAGUGCAGGGGUCAGAAAGAGAUCACAGAGAAGGUGUCCCUCACCGAAGCUACAGAAAGAGAGAAAGACUUCUUCAAAAAUCAUGCAUUUUUCCACACUCUCUACGAUGAAGGGCAUGCAACUGUUCCUAAUCUGGCUGAGAAACUCACUCUUGAGCUUGUGCAUCACAUUGAGAAAUCUCUGCCCAGGCUGGAAGAGCAGAUAGAGGAGAAACUAAAGCAGACUCAGGCAGAGCUGGACCGAUAUGGCAAUGGGCCCCCAUCUGAUCCAGGAGCGAGACUCCUCUUCUUUAUUGAUAAAGUGACAGAGUUCACUCAGGAUGCCAUCAGUCUCACAACAGGGGAGGAACUCAAGUGUGGAGAGAGACUCAACGUCUUUUCUGUGCUCAGAAGAGAGUUUGGGAAAUGGAAUGCCCACCUGGACCACUCAGGGGAAAGCUUUAACAAGAAAAUUGAAAGAGAGGUGCACGACUAUGAAGAGAAGUACAGAGGAAGAGAACUGCCGGGCUUCAUCAACUACAAAACCUUCGAGGUGAUGGUCAAGGAGCAGGUCAAACAGCUGGAGGAACCGGCUAUCGGGAAACUGAAGGACAUAGGAGAUGCUGUUAAAAAGGUGUUUAUACAGCUGGCCCAGAUAAGCUUCAUUGGAUAUCCUAACCUCAUGAAAGCAGUCAAGGCAAAAAUUGAAGCCAUCAAGCAAGAAAAAGAGGCCGCUGCUGAAUCCAUGCUGAGAACUCAGUUCAAAAUGGAGCUGCUUGUUUACUCCCAGGACAGGACCUACAGCAACAGCCUGAGUGAGAGCAAGAAGGAGGAAGAAGAGCAGGAAGGUGUUUCUCUCAAUUCAACAAGCAGCAUUGUAUAUUCCAGAGAUAAUUACGCCACACUUCAGGAGUUGAUGGUGCAUCUUAAAUCGUACUACAAAAUUGCUGGCAUGCGUCUGGCUGACCAGAUACCGCUGGUCAUUCGCUAUGAGAUGCUUCAACAGUCCGCCAUCCAGCUGCAAAGGGAGAUGCUGCAGAUGAUUCAGGACAAGGAAAGUAUUGAGUUCCUGCUGAAAGAGGACUUUGACAUCGGCACCAAGAGGGCUACGUUGCAAAGUCGCCUCAAGCGCCUCCUGCAGGCUCGUACGUACCUGGUGGAGUUCUAAAAGAAAAAGCCUAGCAGCAGGAGCCUGCAGCAACUCUAUUAUACAAUCUAAUGUUGUUGUAGUUGUAGGACUUUUAUUACUCCUAGUGUGUCCAACAUAGACUGUAGAUCUGCUUUAAUGGUAGCAGUCAGGUCACAACAAUGCAAGUCUAUGUCAGACCACUAGUUUUUGACUUUCUGCACUGUACCCUACUCUGAAAUGCACUUCUUUGGUAAAA
Cololabis saira (Pacific saury) is the source of this 2227-nucleotide messenger RNA. RefSeq names its product interferon-induced GTP-binding protein Mx-like. Gene Ontology annotation, cellular component: nucleus; cytoplasm; microtubule. The record is from RefSeq and is a predicted model, not a curated record. The transcript has 13 exons. Gene Ontology annotation, molecular function: GTPase activity; microtubule binding; GTP binding. The coding region runs from base 142 to 2010 and encodes 622 amino acids. Gene Ontology annotation, biological process: defense response to virus. Lineage: Eukaryota; Metazoa; Chordata; Actinopteri; Beloniformes; Belonidae.